CGAUUGUCCUCUUCGCCGUCAACGCUCACCUUGAAGACCACCUACGAUUGCCUCAGCGCUCAAUCUCUGCUCGAAGUCCCAAUUUGGCUCUGAAACUCGCUCCUCGACUCUACUCCGAAACUCACAUACGAAAACAACGAACACGAGACGACUUGAGCAACGCGAUGCCAGUGCUACCGACGCGUAAAGAGAUGCAGGAGAUGAAACGCCCAGAGCUACAGAAGCUCUGCAAAGACUAUGGCGUCAAAGCAAACCUCAAGACCGAGGCCUUGAUCGAAUUGCUAUUGGAUACGAGAAACGCGAAUCCCCGGAUGGUCCCCAUACCGGCACCUCCUGCGGUAGUCCCCGCAGCACGCCGCAGCGUCUCCACGAGGCAGAGCAGUCGAUCGACCGCACCCCGAAUCAGCUCUGUGAUUAUUCACGACACGGAUGACGAAGACGAAUCAGAGUCACAGGGUACGAACGUGGAGGAGACCGAGAAUCACCCCGAGCCGGAGCCGGAGCCCAUGCCGACUCGGACUCGCAAAGCAAAGGAGACACAAACUCGACUUGGGAUGGGACGGCCAGUAGUGGCCGGAGGAAGCGGCGCACGCGCGGUGACGAAGUCCAUGAGCAUCGCCAAAGGGAAACGUGGGAAGAGUAUCAAGAUAGCCAAGCCAGUGCAGGAGACUAUCGUUGAGGAAGGCGACGAAGAACAGCCUGAGGCUGGACCAUCCAAACCACAAUCGAAGGAAAUAAUCCUACAAUCUUUACACGAGCUUGAGUCGGCGGAGACACGGAGGGAACAGAUUGCAAGCGUGAUCACCGAUCAGCUUGCACCUAUUCUUGAGCAACUAAAAUCGUUCAAAACGGAAGCUGAGCAAGUUCCUAGACUGAAAGCAGAAAUCGCCGAAUUGCAUAAGCAGGUCGCCGACGUUAAACUCUUGGAGGAGAAGGUCUCCAGUCUCGCUGCUCAACUCGAAACAUUAUCCGCACAGUCUGUGGGAAUCGCCUCACUGCGAGCCGAGUUCGAGCAGUGGAAGAUGUCCGAUCAUGCACCAGGCACUGGCGUGGCUGAUGCAUCUUCUGGAGGUGGAAGUGAGAACGAUUCCAACAUGUCCAGUUCUUCGAAUUCACGCACAGCGGGGAUGAUCAAAAGAAGUGACAUGCCUGCGCCCGGUGUUGCUCCGCAACUGCUUGGGAAGCGACAUCGAGAUUCCUCUUCAAGCGAUCUCACAGGGGUCAUUGAAGAUGGCGAGGAGGGCCAGCUGAACGCUGAUGAACUCGCCAAACUAGUGACGCGCCCGACGAAGAAACGGCCCAAACUGCAGGACGAUUCUGCGAUGGACGCCGAGGAUGUGCCCACUCCACCUCGAGUGCCGAGUUUCACUGUAUAUAGUGGUGAGGAGGAGUCCUAUGUGGAUCCUCCUCCUCCGAUGGAGGGACUGCCUGCGUUUUAUGGGGCCUCCUCUUCGGGAACGACGACCAGCACCCGGAACGCCUCUGAAAAUCAGCAUCCAUUCAAUUAUGCCUUCCUCCCUCUCACAUCUACUCCUUCGGACUCUUUAUUCGCCCUGCCCAGUUUUCCCUUCCCUGAAGCCCCCACAUCGCCAACCCCCACGGGUCCAAACCAAAUUAGCACAUCACGUGACACUGGUCGCACGGAUAUUUUCGAGCCGUUUGGUUUACCAUCUCCAAGUCGGCCGCGAUCCCGUGUUACGAGCCUGUCCUCACGCGACGGGUCGUUUGUUGACCCUUCUGUGAUCAGUCAUCGCCCAUCUGAGAAAGAGCGAGAAGAGCUGGCCGCCUCGUUUGGCUUCAAGGCUCUGCCACGACUUCCGGGAGAACCUGACGGACAAGCCUCGCGAACGAUGUAUGGGACUGAAUUGGACAGCGACACCCGAUUCGGCGAUUUCGGCGUUGAGGGUGUUGCCUCCAGUGGAUUCUGGGCUGGAAGCCGAUUCUAAACGCCGCCGAUUUCUAUCCAUCUUAGCUGUAUUUUUGGAACAAAUGUGUUGAUUCAUGUAUAGCCUAACUAUCUAAUGCAUACUUGUACAAGCAACACGUUCAUUCAAACUUGAAGGCUCUCUGAGUGCGAGAAAUUCCGAUUCUUGAUCAACAGAAACGCGAGCAGCCUGGGAUUUGAGGGGAGACGACAAUGCAUGGAUUCAAUGGAAACUGGCUGGCAGGAGGUCGGAGCCGGUUUGUGUCUCUUGCCCGGGUCUGAAGGGCCAGGCAAUCACUCAAGAAGAGGGCCUUCCUGCAAGAACUGGCGUCAGAAAAUGCGGACCUUCACCAGAUCACAACCCCACAUGUUCUCAGUCCUCGGUCGUACUGGAAACUGCCUUCGAUGCGUAUAGCCCGUUGCUACAAAGGGCCGUACCGGGCUCUGCUUAUCGGCAUCUUGUGGGAUGGAACUGAUUAGAGCGAUGUCGGUCCUGUAAAUGCUUGACGACCAGCCUAGCAACGCAGACUCUCCAGGAGGCCUGAGGUGUUUGGCGUGAUGAACCAAUAGAGUGGGACCAGUCUCGCUAUUGUCCUGAAAAGGCUAUCGCAUAAAAGCCUCGGCAAGCAGAUUUGAUCCAAUCUUUCCUUUCUUCCCCUCCUCCUCCAACUUCCCGGCGACAGUUUCCAGCGUUUUGCUUGGUUCACCUGACAUUCUUUGAACUCCUUUUGAAAAUCCACCCAAUUCUAUCCUCGCUAGCGAUGUUUGCCUCUCUUUCUUUGGGCCUGGCUCUCUUGCCCGCCGUCUUUGCCACUGUUUAUGAUGUCGAUGUCGGAGGGAGCAACGGGACCCUUGUCUUCGUCCCUGAGAUUGUGAACGCCAUGCCAGGAGAUCAGGUUGUGUUCCACUUCAACCCCAAGAACCACACCGUGUCGCAGUCCAGCUUCGCGGCCCCUUGCUCGUUGAAGGAUGGUGGAUUUACCUCCGGGUUCAUGCCGGUUGCUGCUAAUGUGUCUGCUGACUCGCGUCCCACCUACACGGUUCAAGUCAACGAUACCGCGCCAAUUUGGAUCUACUGUGCUCAGGCCAAGAACACCCCGGCCAGCCACUGUGGAAAGGGAAUGAUUAUGGCCAUCAACUGCCCCAAGUCUGGCCCCAACACGUUCGACACCUUCAAGAAGUCUGCUCUUGAUAUCGGUGCCGGUUUGGUCGCUGCCGCUUCCUCAGCUUCGGCCGCAGCCGUUAGCGCGCCCGCAACUGCUGUCGCGUCGGCUACCAGCACUGCGGACUACAGCUACACGACUCUCCCACCUGUUGUUCCUCAAAGCGUUGUCACAGUUCCCAUCACGCUCGAUACGACUUCCGUCUGGACCACGACGUACACCUCCCUCCAGAACUCGCCGGCGGCGACUCCCGUUGCUGCUGCAGGUGCCGUCCACACUGUCAUCGUCGGUGGCACUGGACCCAACGGCCCCAACUUGUUCUUCACCCCGAACAACAUCACCGCCUCUCCCCGGGACACCAUCGUCUUCCAAUUCCAACAGAAGAACCACACGGUCACUCAGAGCUCCUUCGCUGACCCGUGCCACCGUCUGAACGCCAACAAUGCGUCUGCUCCUCUUGGUCUUGCGUCCGGCUUCAUGCCCGUGGCUACCGGCGCGACCGAUUUCCCUACCUGGAACGUCACCGUGAACUCGACCAACCCGCUGUGGUUCUACUGCGGACAAGUUGGCCACUGCGCGGCCGGAAUGGUCUUCUCGGUCAAUGCCGUUGAACCCCGGGACUUCUCUGCGUUCCAGACCAUUGCCAAGUCGUUCAAGACGAACGUGAGCUCUGCUGCGGCUGUGAGCGCGGCUGCUCCCUCGGGAUCGGCGGCCUCGACGACUGGUGGCGCUGUCUCCGUCCGUGUUGGAGGCGGUGUCGCUGCCCUGGCUGUCUUUGCCGUCUCGGCUCUCCUGCUCUGAUUCCCUACUCCUCCCUCCUGACGUCUUUCAUGAAAUUUUGGCACGGACUAAUCUUCUACUCACUGUCUUGAUGACAUGGGAAUUAUCUGUCUAGGUUGACCCUAGUAAUUGUAGUGCUAGUCACUCAAUACAUUCUUGAUCAUA
Molecule: messenger RNA, 4032 nt
Organism: Mycena citricolor
Lineage: Eukaryota; Fungi; Basidiomycota; Agaricomycetes; Agaricales; Mycenaceae
Source: the annotation of a GenBank genome assembly